AUGGCUGUGAGCAACGGGAACAGUGAUUUUGUGGUUCUGAGCAACGGCAGCAGCGCAACCAGUGCCCCCAAGCCUGGCGCCCUCACGGCCUGUGAUGGGGACCUUGCCUCCCAGCAGCUCACACCCAGAGAGGCCCCCAAAACAAAAGUGAGUCUGAAUGGAUGCCUGCAGGUCAAUGGCACCGUGAAGUCCUCCUUUCUGCCCGUGGACAGCCACCAAAGAGUGCCCGCGAUGUUGUCCCCAUGCUGCCACCUGUGCCCGUUCCAUCAGCCCCUGGCCGGCCAGAGUAGUCACGCAGAGGGCUGCCCUGAGGUUGGCCCGGCCGUGCCUUCUGCUCUGGCCUCCUGCUGCACGCAGCCACGCUCCGAGUAUUCUGCACCUCUGUGUCCCAGCCACUCGCCCGUCUACCAGACUGCGUGCUGCCUGCAGCCCUCUCCGUCCUUCUGCCUGCACCACGCGUGGCCCGGCCGUUUCCCACACCAGCCCGUGCAGCAGCAUGCGGCCGGCUUCAGACCGCGCAGACCUUUCAAGUUGCCAAAAAGCUACGCAUCCCUGAUAGCGGACUGGCCCGUGGUGGUGCUGGGCAUGUGCACCAUGUUCAUCGUUGUCUGCGCCUUGGUUGGGGUGUUAGUGCCCGAGCUUCCCGACUUCUCUGAUCCACUGCUGGGUUUUGAGCCAAGAGGGACUGCGAUAGGCCAGAGACUGGUCACGUGGAAUAACAUGGUGAAAAAUACGGGAUACAAAGCAACAUUAGCAAAUUAUCCUUUUAAAUAUGCAGAUGAACAAGCCAAAAGCCAUCGGGAUGAUAGAUGGUCAGAUGAUCACUAUGAAAGAGAGAAAAGAGAAGUUGACUGGAACUUCCACAAAGACAGCUUUUUCUGCGACAUUCCGAGUGACCGAUAUUCCAGAGUAGUAUUUACUUCAGCUGGAGGGGAGACACUAUGGAAUUUACCUGCCAUUAAAUCAAUGUGCAAUGUAGAUAAUUCAAGGAUUAGAUCCCACCCGCAGUUUGGCGACCUGUGCCAGAGGGCCACGGCCACGUCCUGCUGCCCCAGCUGGACGCUGGGGAAUUACAUCGCCGUCCUCAACAAUAGGUCGUCCUGCCAGAAGAUCGUGGAGCGAGACGUAUCUCACACCCUGAAGCUGCUGCGUGCAUGCGCCAAGCACUACCACAACGGCACCCUGGAGCCCGACUGCUGGGAUGCGGGCGCCAGGAGGAAGGGGCAGCUCAAGUGCACGGGCGUGCCGCGCAAGUGCACUAGGUACAACGCCGUGUAUCAGAUCCUGCACUACUUGGUGGACAAGGACUUCCUGGCCGCGAGGGCGGCUGACCCUGCUGCACCGGCACUCAAGUACAGCAUGCUCUUCUCUCCCACGGAGAAGGGGGAGAGCAUGAUGGACAUUUACCUGGACAACUUCGAGCCCUGGAACGGCUCAGAUGGCAUCACCACCAUCGCCGGCAUCGAGUUCGGCAUCAAACACAGCCUAUUCCAGGACUAUCUCCUCACGGACACAGCGUACCCGGCCAUCGCGGUCCUGCUGGUCCUCCUGGUCAUGUGCGCCUACACCAGGUCCCUGUUCAUCACGCUGAUGACCAUGUUCGCUGUCAUCAGCUCCCUCAUCGUUUCCUAUUUCCUCUACCGCGUGGUGUUCAACUUUGAGUUCUUCCCUUUCAUGAACCUCACCGCACUUGUUAUUCUGGUUGGAAUUGGCGCAGAUGACGCAUUUGUCCUGUGUGACGUGUGGAGCUACACCAAGUUCGACCGGCCGCAUGCGGCGACCACGGAGACGGUGGGUGUCACUCUGCAGCACGCGGCGUUGUCCAUGUUUGUCACCAGCUUUACCACGGCCGCCGCCUUCUAUGCCAACUACGUGAGCAACAUCACCGCCAUCCGCUGCUUCGGUGUGUACGCGGGGACCGCCAUCCUGGUGAACUAUGUGCUCAUGGUUACGUGGCUCCCGGCCGUUGUCGUCCUGCAUGAGCGCUACCUCCUCAACAUGUUCAGCUGCUUCAAGAAGCCACCGCAGCAGGUCUACGAGGGCAAGAGCUGCUGGACCGUGGCCCGCCGGACGUGCCACAAAGCACUGUUUGCCAUUUCAGAAGCAUCGCGCAUUUUUUUUGAGAAGGUGUUGCCGUGUAUCGUCAUUAAGUUCCGCUACCUUUGGCUGCUGUGGUUCCUGGCCCUGACCGUGGGCGGGGCCUACGUCGUAUGCGUGAACCCCAAGAUGAAGUUACCCUCCCUGGAGCUGUCUGAGUUUCAGCUGUUCAGGCCCUCCCACCCCUUUGAGCGCUAUGAUGCCGAGUACAAGAAGCUCUUCAUGUUUGAGCGCGUCCACCGUGGCGAGGAGCUGCACAUGCCCAUCACCGUGGUCUGGGGCGUGUCCCCAGAAGACAAUGGCGACCCCCUGAACCCCAAGAGUAAAGGGAAGCUGGCGUUGGAUGGCAGCUUUAACAUCGCAAGCCCGGCUUCCCAGGUCUGGAUCUUGCACUUCUGUCAGAAACUGAGAAACCAGACUUUCUUCUACCAGAUGGGGGAGCAGGACUUCACCAGCUGCUUCAUCGAGACGUUCAAGCAGUGGAUGGAGAACCAGGACUGCGACGAGCCUGCCCUGUACCUGUGCUGCCGGCGCUGGAGCUUCCCCUACAAGCAGGAGGUCUUCGAGCUGUGCAUCAAGAGGGCCAUCAUGGAGCUGGAGAGGGGUACGGGCUACCAUCUGGACAGCAAGACCCCGGGGCCACGGUUCGACGUCAAUGACACCAUCCGGGCGGUGGUGCUGGAGUUCCAGAGCACCUACCUCUUCACACUGGCUUACGAGAAGAUGCACCAGUUCUAUGAGGAGGUGGACGCCUGGAUCUCCCGGGAGCUGAGCUCGGCUCCCGAGGGCCUCAGCAACGGCUGGUUCAUCAGCAAUCUGGAGUUCUACGACCUCCAGGAUAGCCUGUCCAACGGCACGCUCGUCGCCAUGGGGCUGUCCGUGGCCGUGGCCUUCAGUGUCAUGCUGCUUACCACCUGGAACGUCAUUGUAAGCCUGUAUGCCAUCAUGUCUAUCGCCGGGACCAUAUUUGUCACCGUCGGCGCCCUCGUCCUGCUGGGCUGGGAGCUGAACGUCCUGGAGUCUGUCAUCAUUUCCGUGGCCGUUGGCCUCUCCGUGGACUUUGCCGUCCACUACGGGGUUGCUUACCGCCUGGCCCCGGAUACCGACCGGGAGGGGAAGGUGAUCUUCUCCCUGAGCCGCAUGGGCUCCGCCAUUGCCAUGGCCGCCCUGACCACCUUUGUGGCCGGGGCCAUGAUGAUGCCGUCCACGGUUCUGGCAUACACCCAGCUGGGUACCUUCAUGAUGCUCAUCAUGUGCGUCAGCUGGGCCUUUGCCACCUUCUUUUUCCAGUGCAUGUGCCGCUGCCUCGGGCCGCAGGGCACCUGUGGGCAGAUUCCACUCCCCAGGAAGCUCCGGUGCAGUGCCUUCUCCCACGCCCUGUCCAUGACCCCUGCCGACAAGGGGCAGAGCAAAACACAUGCCGUGAAUGCAUAUCAUUUAGACCCCAGGGCCCAGAAACCCGACGUGGAGCACGAGUUCUAUGAAUUAGAGCCUCUGACAUCCCACAGCUGCACCGCCUCUGGGAAGGCGGCUUAUGAGGAGACCCACAUCUGCUCUGAGUUUUUCAGCGGCCAGGCCAACAGUCUGGGGCUGCCCGUGCAUGCCGCUUACAGUCCAAGCUCCAGACACGAAGCCAGCCCUGCCUCCUUCCCGCCCGCUCUCGAGCAGCACGCCCUGUGUCACUUCUUCUCUCUCCAUCAGAGGUGUGGUUGCCCAAACGCCUACAGACACCUGAGUCCCGGCCCGCACGUGUGCCAGCAGGCAGGUGACGGCCUGUGCCCCCGAUGCGCCGCCACCGCCACCACCAGCAGCUUAGGGCACGUGCAGAAGGGCGUGGCGCCCCUGCAGGCCGCACAGCAGGCCCCCGAAGGCUUCGUGUGCGCCGUCCCACACAUCUGCCACUGCGCCUGCCUGCAGGGCAGAGCCAGACGGCCGGGAGCACAGAGUCCUCUGCCCACAGGCCUCUUCCUCCACCCGGGGCAGCACGGGCAGGCCCAGGAGAAAGGCGGCAAGGCCAGCGCCCACGGCGCCCAGGGCACGGAGGAGCCCGGUCCACAGACGCCAGAGCCACCGUCCUUUGUCCGCAGAAGCCCCGGGUCCUUACGAAAACCGAACUGUGAUCCCGAAAACAGCCAAAGGGGACUCUCCAGAAACAGAGAGCUCGGGAACGUGGAGGGCAGCAGAGGGGCCGGGAACAAGGGCUCGGGGCUGGGGGCUCAGGCGGACGAGGCAGAUAGGAAAGCAGAGCCGCGCCUGUCACACGACUCGGAACAUUCAAAUCAGAAAGAACCGAAACCUGUAUUUAACUGUGGCCUGGGGGACACCCGGUGCUGCUCUAACGACCCCCAGAGCUGUGGCCGAGGGGUCCGGCUGACGUCCGGUUCUGCGGGCCGUCAGAUGCCAGAGCUUGAAGCCAGUGGGCCCCCUGUGCUGACACACUCGGAACUUUCUGGUGAAAGUUUGUUAAUAAAAACACUUUAA
Molecule: messenger RNA, 4578 nt
Organism: Odobenus rosmarus divergens (Pacific walrus)
Lineage: Eukaryota; Metazoa; Chordata; Mammalia; Carnivora; Odobenidae
Gene: DISP1
Product: dispatched homolog 1 (Drosophila)
Exons: 7
Coding region: 1-4578 (1525 amino acids)
Cellular component (GO): membrane
Source: RefSeq, a predicted model, not a curated record